AUGCAGACGGGCGAUCAUCAGAUUCUGGCCGGAAAUGGGAGGUAAAUUUUUCAGUUUUUCACCCAAAACUAAUUUUUACGAAAUAAACUUGAACUCGGCGCCCAACACAAAUCUCAAAGAUAUUACAGAACAUUUGUGCCGAAGGCGUCCGGAGCACAAAAUGCGUCGUUUGCGCCCAAUUCGCACACGGUCCGAAUGGUCGAUCAGAACGGACACGCCAGGGUGAUUUAUUGCAAUUUGUAUCGAAAAUGCCGGGGAAAAGUUCUGGCUAAGAAGACGUCUUAAAGCUAUUUUCGUCAUUCUGACCGUUUACAUCUACUCGUAUGAUAUGCCACGUGGCACUUUCCUACGGAUGCCCGAAAAGUCGGCUGGAUGGCCAGACCGAGUGAUCAGUUGUCAUCUAAAGUGCCUCAAACUCAUUUCGGGACUAGUCCCAAACCGAAAUCAGAUGUUUGUGCCGAGAGGUUCGGCAUCCGUGCCAUCAAAAUCAAAUGACGGCAUGGAUUGAUUCAAAUCAACUACUUUCUUACAAUAUCUGAAAUUUUCCCGUUUUCAGAUGGUUCAAAUGGCAGCGCCAAGCCGUCCAAUCAUUGGGAACGGAGGCGGUCCGCACGUGGUUCGUCAGAUGAAUUCUGGCAAUGGAGGACAGCAGUUUCAGCAGAACUAUGCACAGGGAGUACGUGACUUUUGAACCUGAGCCUGCUCGUUGGACUUUUGAACUAGUAGCACUAGUCUGAUCGGACCCAAACUUGGCGGGCUUCUUGAACAUGGAUUGAAGUAUGCUGGGACCAAGUUUCAGCCCGAUCGGAUUGUUUACAGUCAAGAUAUAGAAAAGCCCGGGAUUUCGGUCAAUGAGCCACAUAUUUCGGACUUCAUUCCAUGUCCAAGAAGCCAGACUGGCUCAAAAGUCCAAGAGAAGGGGCCGGCCAAUUGGCGAGCCCUAAUUUUUAGGAGAUUUUUACAAAAUUAUCAUUUUUGCAGGGUACGAUAGCGAGUCGAAGUGUCGGUGGAAUGCCAGUUCGGACGGUAGUUCAGGGAACACAACAACACGUUUAUCAGAGUGAGUUUCCUAGAAAUUACUUACCUGAUGUCCGUUGGUCCGUGCUAAAAUAAAGCUGCGAACAAAUGCGCAGAAAAUUUUUGCCAAAAGUCUGAUAACCGCCAUGCAUUUUGCAGGGUCGAACGGCGGUCAAAUAGUGCAACAACAUCAGCAACGUACCGUGUACAUGGCGGCUUCCGGCCAACAGAAUGGCGGUCAGAUCCGAUACGUUCAGACGUCGCAAAACCAGCAACAACAGGUAUUCGGCAGAAACCAAGUGCGUGCUCAUCCGAAAAUUAGCGGAGAUUUCAGGCUGUGGGCCGCGUUCAUCCGAAUCAAUCGAUAAUGCAGCAAAGGGUCGUACCGGGUCAGACGAGUCAGCCGCAAAUGCAUCAGAGACCGCCGAUGCAUCAAAUGGCACGGCAAAUGCAGCAAAUACCCCAUCCGGCCGCGCCCACUUCUCAACAGUUUUAUGUGCCGACUGGAAUGAAUUUGGCCGUUCCGCUCAGAGAACCAUCUCCUGAACCGGUAGGCAUUUUGUGGAAAGGAAUCAAUUUUUUUUGGAGAACGCUUCUUUUUUGCAGAUGCCAGUAAAAGUGGAAGAACCGGAAGUGCCGGCGGAGAGCUCGAUUAAAAAAGAGGAGCCCGCGGAACCGGAAGACGCGCCCGACAUUGAUAUUCAGGUAGGGAUGAAUUUGAGAAUUGGUAGCAUUCCGGUAAAGCGUUUGAAAGUUUUACGCUCUGUCUGAUGAACAGUCAUUCUGACGAAGAGCUAUUGUAGAUUCGAAAUGUGGUGUGCAACUACACACUGCCCCUGCACAUUGAUCUUCGCAAACUGGCGAUGAACACGCACAACGUGACGUACGAACGCGAAAAAGGAGUGAUGAUGAAGCAGAAACGGUCGCCCGGCUGCUACAUCAAAGUGUACAGCUCGGGGAAAGUGUAUAUUGUCGGGUGCCGGAGGUGAGACACUUUUCAGAAUGCGUUUUCUAUUCUUCAUGUUCUCUCCUUUUCAGUGAAGUGGAUUGUAAAAUUGCGGCCCGUUCGAUCGCCCGACAUAUUCAACGAGUGAUGGGGAAAACGCACGAGCGAGUCGUUAUUCGCAAUUAUCGGGUUCGUUUAAAAAACUUGAACAUGUAGUUUUUGGACCAAUGUUUGCUGUUUCAAAAUAAUUUAAAUCGAUUUAUUUCAAAUAAACUGUUAUCGGGUAAUUCAGCAAUGACAAGAAAUGGAAAAAAAACAGUGCACGUGUUGCUUUUUUUUUCAUUUUCUGACAUCGCUGAAUAACCGCAUUAGUUUUAUCACAACAUUUCGCGAAUAUUUGGAAUUUUAGGUGAACAACGUGCUGGCGACGGUCCGUUUGCCGUUCGGAAUCAAAAUCGAAGAAGUGGCCGCCCAAUACCCGGCCCAAUCCACCUACGAACCCGAAUUGUCCGUCGGAUUGGUCUGGAGAUCAACGGCUCCGAAGGCGACGCUCCGAAUUCACACCACCGGAUCGAUUACCAUCACUGGAGGUACGUACCUUCUUUUUUUUUUUUAAAUUAUCUAAAGUGAAUAUACUUUAUUUGUUCGCAGCCGCUUCCGAAAAUGACGUGGUGGAAGUGCUGAGCAUCGUCUAUCCGAUCGUCGCCAAAUUCCAAUGUCCGGAGAGAGCACGCGGAGGUGCCGCGGCUGCCCAACAGAAAAAGAGGAAAAGGAAGGCGCCGACGACUAGAGGGUAAGAGAAUUGUUUCGUGAAAAAAAAAAUGGUUUCGUUCUCUAAUUUGAUUUAUUUUCAGACCGCCAAUCAAACGUGAACGCUUCGACGACGCGAAUUUCGGAAAUUCGGGAGUCAUUAAUAAUCAGGUACGGGUUUUUAAGGUUUUUCCUCCAAGUUUUCGUGUCUCUCCGAAUUGCCUCUUAUUGCCACACACACACACACUGUCCUAAACGGAACAGCGCGCCGUUAAAGUUGUGGCCGUGGCCGAGAAAACUCAGAUGUGAAAACUCUUCCCUGCUGAUAAUAUGACACCCUUGCACUUUGGCAAUCUGUUAAUUUGUGUGAAUGCUUCACGACGUCUGAAGAUUGUGCCGAAUGCAAAAAAUACGGAAAAGGGCACAUGGCCUAGAAGUUUUCUAGGCAACUUCAACUGAGUUGAGACUCUGACAGUGAAUGUGGCAAUAAGAGGCAAUUCGAAAGACAGACACAUCAACUCGCAGGGUUUCCUGGUCCUUUAAGUGAUCAAAGGAACCAAUACUACUGGAAUUUCAGCAUUAUUUCAUAUUCUCUUCAAAAAUCCGUUUUCCAGGUCUAUUUCUCCGACGAGGACGAGGAUUUGUACGAUGAGCUCGAUUUGGAUGAGUAG
Caenorhabditis sp. 36 PRJEB53466 is the source of this 3384-nucleotide messenger RNA. The record is from the annotation of a GenBank genome assembly. NCBI's taxonomy places the organism in Eukaryota, Metazoa, Nematoda, Chromadorea, Rhabditida, Rhabditidae.